UCACUCACACCAUGGCUCAGAUUGGUUGGUGGGCAGGGUGCGAUGUGUGUCGGGGGGGAGAACAGUCCGAAUGGCCCAGGAGAAGAAGCUGUUUGUUAGUCUGGAGGUGUGGGACCUGACUGAACUGAGUUCAGAGGGUCAAACUGGCGGUGGGCAGUUCACUGGUUUACCUGAGACAGAAGGAUCUGGCGAUGGCCUCCAGGGGUGGCAGAUGACAGCCAGUGCUUUUUUGGGUGGUGUUAAUGACUGUCUGUACCGCCUUCCUGUUCUCAGAGCACCAAACACCAGGCAGGAGGAGAGCACGCUCUCCACUGAGCAGCAGUAGAAAGCCAGUAGCAGCUCCUGGUCCAGAUUCUUUUUCCCAGGACACCGAGGACGUGCAGGCGCUGCUGGGCCUCCUUUACCAGGGCGAUGGUGUUGUAGGUCCAGGUGAGAUCAGGGGAAAUGUGGGUGUCCAGAAACCUGAAGGUGGAAACAGAUUCUGCCUGUUCUUCAUUUAUAAUGAGGGGGGAGUGGACCUGUCUGUGCCUCCUGAGUUCUUUGGUUUUAGGGAUGUUCAGCUUCAGGUUGUUCUCUGGAUCCCAGGAUCAGGAUCUGAAGUUGGUCCAGUUUGGUGUUGAGCAUCCUCACGGAGCUCUUCCUCUUCUCCAGGUGGCUCAGCGCUCUGUGAAGGGUGAUGGCAUCCUCUGUGGGGUCGAGGUAGGGAGUGGACAGUCUGCGAUGUGUGAGACACUACCCACUCGAAACACUAGAUGACUACAACUCCAACAUACGGAUAAAUAGAGAUUAAUAGGAGGACGACGAGAUUAGCCAUUUAAAUGUCUUCACUGAAAGUGAACAUUAAAAAGCCAGAUAAACUGAUUUUUUAGAGGAGAAGGAGGACGGUAGGUGGCGCUGCUCACAGGAAACGGCGGCUCUUUGAUUUUUUUGUUUGAACCAUAGAAGAAGAAGAGACCGUCAUUCGCAGAAAAAGAAGCAGCUGAGAGUUUGUACUUCAGCUCCAGACUUCGGGCUCAAACCGAACCUGAACCACCUGACGGACCCCAGAACACCGACCCGGACCCAGCGGGGCUGCGAGGCCCGACCUGGGAAACCAGAUCACAAAGUCCAGAGGAGACCAGUCAGCCCACAUGGACCCCUAGCAAGGAGCUCCAGGACUCUCUGGUGGACAUGUACACAGCUAAUCCCAGAGUGAACGUGGAGCUGCGACAGCGUCUUCCUGGACUUACCAUAACCCAGCUCAUCAGCUCCAACGGCUCCACCUUCAUCCUCCACAUUCAUUCUCCAACAUCUUGGCCUCUCAGUCUCUGAGCUGUCCCUGGGAUGACUCAUUGAUCGUGUCCGUAUCGCGCAUGCUGCUGCUGUUCAGAGGUCAGCGAAAGUCACCUCAUGUUGUUCCUGAUGUUCACAGAUCAGAGAUCAGCCUGAGCCCCGACCUGAACUACGACCACCACACGUGGCCUCGAGUUCCACAGCACCUGCAGGAGCCGUCGACCUCCUGCUCCCCUCCACCUCCAUCCUACAGAGGGUCCGCCUCUCCUGUGUCACCUCCAUCCUGCAGGAAGUCUGUGUCCCCGCUAUCCUCCAGGCGACUGGGAGGUACAGGAGAGAUGGAAGUGGACCUUUCGGCCAGCAGAGGUCUUUCUCCUCGGGCAAAGAGCUGCGGAGAUACUGCAGAUGAAAGUGGUGCAUCCGGAGAUCCUGCUAGCCCCUCCCUCGGCAGACACCUGGUGACCGCUGUGGACAGCUCUGCAUCAGCCCGGCCUCCGAGCAGCGACCGAGACAAAAACAUCUCGCUAUUACUGAAGGAGCUCGACGCCCUGAGACAGGUCAACAACAAGCUGCAGCAGCAGCUGGUUCAGAAGGAGAAGGAGCUGCAUAGGAGGGAGGUGGAGGAGGAGCUUAGGGAGGAACAGAGGGAGGCCCGAGACUGGGAGAGACCUGCAGCGGUGUUGGAGGAGGUGCUGGCAGCUCAGAAGGACAGAGAUCAGGCUCUGAUGUCACGACUCCUGCUGGCCAAUGAGGAGAGAGACGAGGCUUUGCUUCGUUUGCAUCGACUGCAGCAGGGGGCUGAGUCAGAGUGCUUCCACCUGGACGAUGGCGAUCAGGAUGUGGAUGAGCUCCUGCGGCGCAUCAGUGACGCCGACUCCGUCCAGGAAAUCGAGCAGUUCGGCUCAGUUCUGGUCCAGCAUCUUUGGUUGGCACGGCAACGGCGAAGUGACAUCACAGCUCAGGAGAUGAAGGCCGUGAUGGAGGAGAGGGACGGCUCUACCGCCAAGUGGAAAUGCCUGGAACAAGAGAGAGAGCAGCAGGCGAGCGAGGAGCUGCUGAAGGUGCAGAUGGAGAGGGACGGCGCUCUGGAGGACCGGCGGCGGCUGGAAGCGGAGAUUCAGGCACUACGAGCCAAUCACAGAUCUCAGGACUUAGCCCCACCCUCCCAGCCCUCUUUGCGAGCUGAUAGCGUCUCUCCUGAGGCCCCACCCCUGAUGGAUAAGCUGCAGCAGCUGAUGAAGGAGAAGCAGAGCGUGGAGGCGGAGCUUCAGCGCUGCCAGGAGGCAGAGAGAGAGGCCACCGAGCAAGUGCGCAGAUUGGAGCGUCUGGUCGAGGUGCUGAGGAAGAAAGUCGGAACAGGAAGCGUCCGCGCUGUCAUCUGAGCGGCCUGAUGUCCUGAUCGGUGAAGACAGCAGCAGCUCGGUGACCAUGAUGAUGAGUUUCCUUUUCAUCUUCUUAGCUUCGGCUCUAAAACCCAGAGAAGCUUCAAACUUUCCGGAAUCAUGAAAGAAAUUUUUCUCUCAAUCAAACAUUUUUGUUGUUCGGACGUUUUAAAAUCAAUCAAAUGUUUUUUGUUGUUUAAUAAAACGGUGAUG
This is a messenger RNA of Oreochromis aureus, 2867 nucleotides long. RefSeq names its product mirror-image polydactyly 1 (gene mipol1). The record is from RefSeq and is a predicted model, not a curated record. Bases 1353 to 2654 code for a protein of 433 amino acids. Lineage: Eukaryota; Metazoa; Chordata; Actinopteri; Cichliformes; Cichlidae. The transcript is spliced from 14 exons.